Molecule: messenger RNA, 700 nt
Organism: Elaeis guineensis (African oil palm)
Lineage: Eukaryota; Viridiplantae; Streptophyta; Magnoliopsida; Arecales; Arecaceae
Source: RefSeq, a predicted model, not a curated record
GUCUAUUUUAUUAUAUUUUACUGGAGGAUAAACAUGUCCUUUUGCCGCUCCAACCGGUUUCAAGCUUCAGUGCUCCAACAUCUCUCUCCUCCAACCCCAAAACCCUCGCCAUAGAUCUCGAUUCUUGGCCUCGAAAACCACCGCCAGUCUUCUCCCAGAUCUCCAAAAGCGUCCGUCAAAAGGAUUCGGAGCGCUUUCAAGAGCGGAUAUUUCCCCCUUAGGAUUUUGGAUUCUGAAUUAGGGUUUUGUUGCGUCGAAUGGCGUCGAACAGCAACAACCAAUCUUGGGCCCUUCGGCCCUGGGGAACCCCGGAAUGGCUUCGCCAGCGGCCAGCCAAUCCUCCCAUCUCCGCCCUCAUUCGCUGCCUUAGGCGUUGGGGUUUUCCCUUUCCAAAGGCACGGGGCGGGGCUGACCAAUAUGGUGCUCUUGCCGGCUGGUCGGUGGUGGUGCAGGUGGUGCUGUGGGGUUGGACUGGGAGGCGGCGGCGGCGUACUACGCGCGGUCGGCGAAGAGGACGGGCGGCCCUUCGUGGAUGUGGAGAAUCACAAGAGCAGAGCAGACUCGGCCUCUCCGACCGUCGUCAAAACCUCGAUUGCAAGACAUGGCAGUGGAGAACGGAGGCGGCGCGGGACCUGUCGAAAGCCGGCCGGAGUCUUCGUCAUCGGAUCCCCCAACGUUGGCAAGCGGACUCUCCUCUCCC